This is a messenger RNA of Pocillopora verrucosa, 1404 nucleotides long. Its product is annotated as matrix metalloproteinase-24. Gene Ontology annotation, cellular component: extracellular matrix. Lineage: Eukaryota; Metazoa; Cnidaria; Anthozoa; Scleractinia; Pocilloporidae. Gene Ontology annotation, biological process: proteolysis; extracellular matrix organization; collagen catabolic process. Gene Ontology annotation, molecular function: zinc ion binding; metalloendopeptidase activity. The record is from RefSeq and is a predicted model, not a curated record.
UUUCCUCGGAGAGGUAACAUUUAACGUUUAGCCAGUGCCUGCUGGAGGCUAAGAAUCUCAGCACCACUAUCAACGAUGCGAAAAGCAUCUCAAUUGUUGCGGUUGUUUCUCCUUUUUCUGUCUCUGCGUUGUUCAAAUGGUGCUCCAGUAGAUGAAAAGGAGAAACAAUUUGCCCUGGAUUUUCUGAAGAAGUAUCAUUACCUGUCCCCCUUAAAAAAUGGAAACCAUAACUUCAAGGACGCCGUGAGAAUAUUCCAGGAAUUUGUGAAUAUUCCAAACACAGGUCAGCUGGAUAGAAAAACAAUAGCCGAGAUGCACAAGCCAAGAUGCGGUGUCCCGGAUUUUGACGACGAUGACAAACCCAGUCCGGGGCGGGUUAAAAGGUUUUCUGUCUCCGGAUAUCGUUGGGAAACUAUGCAUCUCACUUACAGAAUCCAUAACUUCGCAUCAAAUGGUGGGUUGACUGUAAGUCAACAGCGAGGUAUCAUACGGAGAGCUUUUAAGGCAUGGGAAAAAAUUGGUCCAGUUUCAUUCAGUGAGGUCAAUAACUCCAGCUCAAACGCGAACAUCAGUAUAUCAUUUGUUGCAAGGGUUCACGCCAGCUGUUGCUGCAAAUUUGAUGGUACGGGUGGAAGCAUUGCUCAUGCAUUCUAUCCGAAAUCCGGCGCUCUUCACUUUGACGACGAUGAACAAUACACCAACAGUAACACGACUGGAUACAAUCUGUUCUCAAUUGCUCUUCACGAGAUUGGACACCUCUUGGGGUUGAAGCACUCUAACGAUCCUAAAGCUGUUAUGUAUAUGGAGUAUAAAAACAACCAAAAUCUCACGGACGAGGAAAGACAUGGAAUUGGGUAUAUCUACAUGCAGGGAACUGCUCAACCAGACUCCACUGAGCCCCCAGGGAACUGCGCUGAUGACGUGCCUUCAUGCCAGGAUUAUGUUGACGAAUGCACGGGUAACCAUUUUGUGAGGAAGAGUUGCCGUAAAUCAUGUGGAAUUUGCGGUGGUCACAGCGUCGUUAAAUUACCCUGCGUUGAUAAGUAUACGUCGACUUCGUGCAAAAUGCUCAAAGGAUAUAACUACUGCAGUAAUUAUAAGGCCUUCAUGACCGAUAAAUGCAAAAAGACGUGUGGACUUUGUGCUGCUGGAUAACUUAUCAUUGGCCCUGGACCGGACAUCGUUUUGACGAGAGGAGUAAAAACUGCUUGGUAGAAAAUCACAAACUUAGAGAGAUUACUCAGUUACUUAAACUGUCUGAAAUAUAUGAGAAAAAACAUACACAAUAAUAAAAGUAACUCGGUAAUUUAUAUAGAAAAUUAAUUGACAUGGCAUAGUAUGUAUAAAACUAAUGCCGUUUGAUUGUAACUGAGUUGUAGAAAUUUGGUAGAAAAAUAAAGUUAA